Messenger RNA from Ogataea angusta, 213 nucleotides. RefSeq lists its product as uncharacterized. The record is from RefSeq and is a predicted model, not a curated record. The transcript has 2 exons. Bases 1 to 213 code for a protein of 70 amino acids. Lineage: Eukaryota; Fungi; Ascomycota; Pichiomycetes; Pichiales; Pichiaceae.
AUGGACAGAAGAUUGCUCAUUAUUGGUACACCAGGUGUGCCCCCUUCAGGUAGCUCUCUGUUCAUCACGGACGAUACUCCCAAGCCACUUGUUUGGGAGGACUCCGUUUUCCUCGCAUUGGAGUCCGAAAGAAGACACGUUUGGCCCAAUGCGCUGAUUAACUGGGUUUUGCAAGACAGAUGGACAGCGGGCUCCACUACCGCCCUAUGCUAG